AUGGUUCACGUUGAGGAAAGUCUGCAAGUCCCCCGAGACUUUGAGGGAUUCGGCGAAGAAGGUUUUGAUCCCAAAUGGCCAAACGGAGCCCGCAUUGCGAUUUCCUUCGUCCUGAACUAUGAAGAGGGUGGAGAGCGAAGCAUUUUGGACGGAGAUGCAUUCUCUGAGCCAUACCUGUGGGAAAAGGGUGCGUCUGGUGGCUACAAGGACGGCGCCAGAUACCUGAAUGCCGAGCAAGACUUCGAAUAUGGAAGCAGGUCUGCUUCAUGGCGCUUGAUCAGGUUGUUCAAGGAAUUCGGAUGGAGCUUCACGACGUACGCGGUCGCAAUGGCUCUGAAGCGCAACCCGACCUUCGCCAAGGCUCUCGUGCGAGAUGGCCACGAAAUUGCAUGCCACGGGCUGAGAUGGCUUGACAUCUGGAAUUACUCCCUGGAAGAGGAUAAGGAGUAUAUCAAGCAGAACAUUCUGAUGCUGAAAGAAGUGUCGGGUGAGAUGCCUGUUGGCGCGUACUUCGGUCGCGGAACUCCCAACACGCCCUCCUUGUUCCCAGAGGUCUGGAAGAGUCUCGGAGGAGAAUUCCUCUGGUCUUCGGAGUGUUACAACGAUGACGUCCCAUACUGGCUGGAUCUUCCUUGGGAGAAGGAGUUGCCAGAGGCGGAGAGAGAGGGCAUGCUUCUCAUCCCGUACAACUACGACUGCAACGACGGGAAGUUCCACAUGUCCCCUGGUUUUGGAAGCUCUGUCGCGGAGACAUACGAGCAAUAUCUGAAGAACACCUUCGACUGUCUUUACAGAGAGGGUGGAAAGUUGAUGAACAUCCCGCUGCACACGCGCAUCAUCGGAAAGCCCGGGAGAUCGGAAGCUCUGAGGAAGUUUAUGAAAUAUGUUGCGGAGAAGGAAGGGGUCUGGGUUACGACCAGAAGAGAUAUCGCGAAACAUAUGAGGGAGAAGUUCCCCUACAAGCCCAACGGCGAAUGGGUGAAAGGCUGUGACGACCAAUAUCCCACUUGCUCAAACUGCCGACGAUCUGGGGCUCAGUGCGACAAGGUAGACGUGGCUGAUGAAGCCCCAUCAAUUGCAUACACUCGGGCAUUAGAGGAGCGGGUGGCGUACUUGGAGAACAAGUUAGCCCAGAUACCCACGCCUGAAAACAUCACAACGCCUAGAGAAGGAUCAAGCAUUCAUUCAGGUCACUCGAGUAGAGAGAAGAACGCUUUGAGUGAUGUCGUAGCUCAGGUUUCGCUUGGAAACUUCGAGCAACCGGCAUACGUUGGCCCUUCAGCCGGGUUAUCCUUGGCUCUCAAUCUCGGCGAGAUGGUGCAGGCUACUGUAUGGAACAAGAUGCUGCCGGACAUCCAUGACGGUUCCAACCCCAACAGAGCGACUGGAUGCAUCAACCCAGGCCCGAGAUGUCUUACGGUGGAAGACCUUCUGGCCCACGGGGUGAAAGAGCCACCAAGCGAUGAGCAAGGGUCGAAGAUGCUGAGAGCCUACAUGUCUCAACUGCACUCAAAGUACCCAUUCCUCGAGCCAGAGGAGCUGUGGAAGUUGCAUAGCGAGAGAAUUGCAUUGGCAGCCACGCCACCACAAAACCUUACCAAGACAGAGAGGUUCGGGGUUUUCAAACUCUAUCUGGUUUAUGCCAUGGGAGCAACCUUGGUACAACUAACCCAAAGGGGUCCUGGAUUCUCACCAGAGGCUCUCUACAUCUCGGCCCUUCAGCAUAUCUCUGCGGCUAGAGAGUCGCGAACCGUCCAGAAUAUCGAGGCAAUGACACUGUUGGUCAUGUUUCAUCUCCGAUCAACGUCAAGCCAUGGGUUAUGGUACAUGAUCGGUCUGGCGAUGAGGACGUCCAUUGACCUAGGUCUUCACCGCGCGGCUCAUGAGCACAACAUCCCCGAAGGUGUGGUUCAAAGAAGACGUAGGCUGUUUUGGUCUGUGUAUUCACUGGAAAGGACGAUUGCAAUAUCACUUGGCCGCCCUUUGAGCAUUGCUGAUAAUCAGAUCGACGUCGACCUGCCCAACACCCGGAUAAGCCUCAGUCCAACUGCCUUGACUACUACCGGAAACGACAUAACGCUUGCUGUGGUCUUAUUCAAACUGCGUCGCAUCGAAUCGAAGAUUCACCACUCGGUCUACAGGACAGAUAAGACAUUGGAUGCCCUGAGACCCAAACUUGAUCGACUUUAUCAGCGGCUUCAGGCUUGGAAACUUUCUCUCUCUGACACAAUGUCACCUUCUCAUCCGGAACUGAACUACGCACUGCUGCUUUACAAUCGAGCUAUUCGUCUUCUUAUUCAGCCCUUUCUGCCUAUUCUGUCAUCUUCAGACCACUUUUACGGGCUCUGUAUGAGGGCCGCUGGAGAUAUCUGCCAGGCCCAUAAGCGACUGCAUCAAACCCUGGACUAUGGCCACAGCUUCAUCGCCGUUCAAACCGUCUUCGUUGCAGGGGUUACUCUACUAUACGGUCUUUGGACACAAGGCAACGAGCUUUGGUCAGUAGCGCUAGCGAAUGACAUCAGGGCCUGCUCUCUUGUGCUGUUCGUGAUGGGAGAAAGGGCACCGUGGGUUCGCAAGUACCGCGAUGCAUUCGAAGUCCUCGUCAAUGCAGCUAUGGAAAAACUUCAAGAUGGCGAGUCUGGGCUUGCCGAGAUGGCUUCAGCUCAGAUGCGGGCGGGCCGGCAGCAGGACCUUGCAGGGGGAGAACGGCGUCAAGAAGCUGCUGCUGAAGCCGAGAUUGGCCAGAUGACCGACGAGAAUUUCGAACAAUUUUUGGGAAGCGUUGGAGAUGCUGGAAUUGCGGUCGGCGAAUUUGAGGGUGCUUGGCCCAUGGUUGCUGAGCUUGCGAACUGGAUUGACCAAGACGGAGAGAGUCCAGUUUGGAUGCCAAACUUCGAACAGUUGCAGAGUCUAUCAGGAACUUGGCAUGAUUAG
Colletotrichum karsti is the source of this 2934-nucleotide messenger RNA. RefSeq names its product C6 transcription factor. The record is from RefSeq and is a predicted model, not a curated record. Gene Ontology annotation, biological process: DNA-templated transcription; carbohydrate metabolic process; regulation of DNA-templated transcription. Gene Ontology annotation, molecular function: DNA binding; zinc ion binding; DNA-binding transcription factor activity, RNA polymerase II-specific. NCBI's taxonomy places the organism in Eukaryota, Fungi, Ascomycota, Sordariomycetes, Glomerellales, Glomerellaceae. The transcript is spliced from 6 exons. Bases 1 to 2934 code for a protein of 977 amino acids.